CCCGGCGCUCGGCUGAUGCCUCCCCUGGGCCGCUCUCGAGGGCCCGUCCUGGGAGCCUUUCCAAGGCCUCUUCAUUAGCGCUGCCUGCGGUUGCGGCUUGGGCAGGGCUCUGGCAGGGAAAAGGGGGGGCUCCCCGGAGGGGAAACGCCGGUGCCAGCUCACCUGAGCGAGGUCUCGGGUCCCCACGGCCGGUCGGGGAUCCGCGGGGGGCUCCCGCCAGGUCUGGUCCUACCAGGGGAUGCCAUGGUCACAAGGCACCGCUGUCCCGGCCACACAUGGGACUCUGGUCCCUGCCAGGCGUCUCCCUGCGGUGUGGCCCUGGAUUGGUUUAAAGUCUGCGUGUUAUCACCCACCCCAGCCCCGGGGCUCAUAAAAUCACACCGGGACAAAGCCACAAACACACUGCUUGCCCGUUCCUGCUGUCACCUCUGCCCGUUCUCGGCCGGCACCAUGGGCUCCGCUUCUUUCUUGAAGAAGGCGCAAGCUCUGCUCCGGGUCCGGAACCAGCUGGUGCGGGAAUGCCUGGCUGAGCUGCUGUCUGUCUUCGUGCUCAUGCUGAUCACCCUGAGCGGCUCGGCACAGAUGGUCACCACCUCUGAGACCAAGGGGAACUACCUCAGCGCCUACUUGGCGGGCGCCCUGGCCAUCAUGGUGGCCAUCCACACAGGGGGGGGAGUCUCAGGAGCCCACCUGAACCCGGCGUACUCCUUCGCCGUGUGCCUGCUGGAGCAGUUUCCCUGGUGGAAGUUUCCCAUUUACGUGGCCGUGCAGACCUUGGGCUCCUUCAUUGCCGCUGGAGCCGUCUACUUCCUCUACUACGACGCCAUUUGGCACUACAGCAACGGGACCCUCACCACCUCCGGCCCCCGGGAAACCGCCUCCAUCUUUGCCACCUACCCUGCUGACUACGUCUCCAUCGCCAACGGCUUCUUGGAUCAGGUGAUAGGCACAGGGAUGCUGAUCUUGGGCGUUCUGGCCAUCAUGGACACCCGCAACAAGCCUGUCCCCAAGGGCCUGGAGUCAGUGGCCGUGGCCCUGCUGGUGCUCUCCAUCGAGGUCUCCAUGGGCGCCAACUGUGGCUGCCCCAUGAACCCUGCACGGGAUUUCGGACCCCGGCUCUUCACUUAUGUGGCGGGUUGGGGUGCGGAGGUCUUCAGCAGGGGCAAUGGGUGGUGGUGGGUGCCCUUGGUGGCACCGCUGCUGGGGGCCGCCGUGGGCUCGGCCCUUUACCAGCUCUUCGUGGCUUUCCACCACCCGGAGGAGGAGGGCAACCCCCAGGAUGAGCAGAACUCCCUGGUCCUCGUCAGCGCCAGCAUCCCCUCGGACACCAAGAUGUCACCUGGGAAGAAGGACGAGGGGGUGAUGCUGUCCCAGAAGAAGUGACGCCAGGGAUCGCCCUGGUCGCCCCUGCAGCCCCCGUCACACCAUUAAACCAGCCCUGAGAUCAUGGGGUGUCUUGUGUCUGGGCACAGGGGGAGGCAGCGGCCCCCAGCCCCCCGGCGCGGCGGGGCCUGCCCUCUUGGGAACCCC
This is a messenger RNA of Chroicocephalus ridibundus (black-headed gull), 1530 nucleotides long. RefSeq names its product aquaporin 10 (gene AQP10). Gene Ontology annotation, cellular component: basolateral plasma membrane; plasma membrane. Gene Ontology annotation, molecular function: glycerol channel activity; urea transmembrane transporter activity; water channel activity. Gene Ontology annotation, biological process: glycerol transmembrane transport; water transport. Bases 244 to 1383 code for a protein of 379 amino acids. NCBI's taxonomy places the organism in Eukaryota, Metazoa, Chordata, Aves, Charadriiformes, Laridae. The record is from RefSeq and is a predicted model, not a curated record. The transcript has 6 exons.